Entamoeba invadens IP1 is the source of this 582-nucleotide messenger RNA. RefSeq lists its product as hypothetical. NCBI's taxonomy places the organism in Eukaryota, Evosea, Mastigamoebida, Endamoebidae. Bases 1 to 582 code for a protein of 193 amino acids. The transcript has a single exon. The record is from RefSeq and is a predicted model, not a curated record.
AUGCUUAAACUCUUACUUUCAUUUAUAUUGUUGACAAGUUCAAAUUCUUUAGAAUUUUCAUUUGAAGAAGAUUUUGAAGAUAAUCCAUACGGUCUCCGUUACAAUCCAUUACGUUCACUCCAAGGAUUGGAAAACACACUUGCUUACUUUGGAAAUGAAAUGACUGCUUUUCUCACUUUGAUAAGCCAAAACACUCUUGUUUUUGGAAGCAGUUAUAUCAACAGCAUUGAAAAAGUCAAGGCGUGUCUUUUAAAUAUGAAAGAAGAAGCAAAUGUUGCAGUAAGAACAAAUAAUAAACUUACCACACAAGAAAUGUGGGCACGUUUGUUGAGUAUUUUUGGACAAUACGACUUCAAAAAGAACAUGAAAAACGUGCUUGGAAAAGCUUCAGGAGUAAGAAGAAGAGUACAAGCCAAUGUCAGAAUCACAAGACAGAAAGAACAAAUUUUCGAGAAAAUAAGUUAUCUUGAAACGGGAGUUCGAAAUUUACAAGAAGCCUGUGAACUGUUCGACUCAGAUCCAGAUUUGAAGAGUAAUCGGGCAUUUAAAAACUUAAAACAAAAAAUUUCCAAAAUUAAGUGA